Molecule: messenger RNA, 136 nt
Organism: Ambispora gerdemannii
Lineage: Eukaryota; Fungi; Glomeromycota; Glomeromycetes; Archaeosporales; Ambisporaceae
Source: the annotation of a GenBank genome assembly
AUGAAGACUAUUUUACUUUCAUUCGCCGUACUAGCGGUCUAUGCUCUCAAUAUAUCUGCACUUCCGGCUCACGUCAAAUCUCAUCCUAUCAAAUAUCAUCCUACUAAACCUCCUAUUGAUGAUGAAAGUGGUGGCA